Messenger RNA from Suillus paluster, 1044 nucleotides. RefSeq lists its product as uncharacterized. The record is from RefSeq and is a predicted model, not a curated record. The coding region runs from base 1 to 1044 and encodes 347 amino acids. Gene Ontology annotation, molecular function: rRNA primary transcript binding. Gene Ontology annotation, biological process: nuclear-transcribed mRNA catabolic process, RNase MRP-dependent; maturation of 5.8S rRNA from tricistronic rRNA transcript (SSU-rRNA, 5.8S rRNA, LSU-rRNA). Gene Ontology annotation, cellular component: ribonuclease MRP complex. The transcript is spliced from 5 exons. Lineage: Eukaryota; Fungi; Basidiomycota; Agaricomycetes; Boletales; Suillaceae.
AUGAACACACGACGCAGUCGUGCUCCAAUAUACAUAUCUUUCUCACCAAGAGCUUCCCUCGAGAAUUCCUCGCACUCUACUGUUGACGGUAUUCUCAAAGAUCUAAAGGCAUAUGCACGUCGACUGCAAGCCGCUCUGGCUACAUACCAGGAUGAAAUGCAGGUACUUGAAAGACUUUACUACAGAAGCAAAAACCAGCACCGAGUAGCUUUGUUCUUCAAACGUGUCUCAGAGAUCAGACGUUAUGGUUGGCGGCUGCUAGAAGCAAAUAUGCCCGAGGAUGUGCACCUCCUCAGAGCAUCGUUCUAUGGUGCUUCCGUUAUUCAGAGCGAAAAAUUGAUGAGAGGACCUUGGAAUCAUGUCCCAAGUCGGUCAUGCACAUCUUUCAUCACCGAGAGAUUUAAGGAGUAUUCUGUCCUUAUCCUCAAAACGUCUGAGCGAGUUCGAGAAGCUUAUCACCAUUUUGCCCUUGCAAUGCAGUCUGGUUCAUUCAUUCAGCUUAUUGUACUAUUCGCUGGACUUUCUUCGAGAAUGGCGACUUUGUUGACUGAACUGGGUGAUUGUGUCCAAGGCUGCGAGUCUGCUUGUGAUCGAGUGCUGACUCCGGCCCACAAAGCGAGUUUCAUAGCCGAAUCGAGGACUUCCAAGGCUGUGGAAUGUUUGGCUCAGCAGAGUGACAAGCCGACUCCUGCCAUUGGUCCAGAUGUUCCUUCGGAGGAUGUUGGUUCCGCUGUUUCUAGAGCGGCGACGGUUGACGUACCGUCAGUCGAUGCUGAGGCCGUUAUGGAAAACGCUGUGAACAUAAACUUCGAUCCCUUACAAGCCGCGGUCGGUAUGUCGCCAUCCCCCUCACCGCUUGCCUCCAACAGCGUAUCUAAUGAGUCGGAACUGUCAGUGGUAGAAAAAGUCACCGUUACUGCAUUGUCCACUCAAAAAGACAGGAUUGCGACAAAACGGAAGAUAUCUUCCACUCCUGCCGACCAAAGGCGAUCGAAGAAGGUCAAGGAGAAACGAAACGAGAUAGACGAUAUCUUCGGUUUUUAG